GUGGUUCUGAUGUCAAUUUCGCUAGUGUCGCCCUGGAGAGCCAUUAACGAUAUAUUUGCAACGCAAACGAGCUUUGCUCUCGCGAUCAUGCAGAACCACCAACGAUUUGCAUAAUCUUCGAUGUAGUGUGCGAAAACACAAGCCUAAACCUGUCGGCUAUUCAUUUCAUUUUGGGUCGAUGAUCAGGUAUAUAGACAAUGUAUAGCAGCCGUUACGUCUGCUUCUAGAUUACAGCACUCACUCGGUAACAAGUCAAAAUUAGCAUUCAGCAGUGAUCAUCAAGUUUAAAUAAUUCAACCAUCAUGUAAAAUUCAUCCGUAGAAAAAGAUGUCUCUCUCCUGCUGCGGUCGAUGAACAUUAAGACGUUCGUCUUGACUUGUAAAACGACGAUCGAUUAUUUUACUUAUCAGGAUUAUUCUCGCUUCAAGCGCCAUCUUUGAUGCCAUUGCAUGGGUCAGUGCCAUGAAGUGGAAUCUACUUUUGCUUUCAUUAGCCUGUAUGGCAAGCUUUGUCAAAGGUAAGUUAAUAAACCAACUCAGCUUAAAACAAAAAGCUCAUGCAUUUAUCUUUACGACUCGUGUUUUAAAAACUUUUGUAUAUUGAGUACGCCUGCACUGACUUUCCAGAGUUUUAUAAAUGUUUCAGUAAGCAAUAUGUCAGUAUUGCAACAGUUUUACUCAAAUUCUAUGUUUAUGCUAUAUUACGAAAUUAUCCUCAUAGAUUUACUGUGACGGCAAACCGUAUAUCGAUCCUUAACUAAAACUGGUUUCAUCGUAUUGUGUUAAUUGAGUUGCGUAUUUCACGAGUACAUACUGAGUUUGUGUACUCUGGAGAAACAUUAACAGUAACCACUUUUUUUUUGAGAAGUGAAAAUCGAUAGUACUUUUUAUUGUUGUUCAAUUAUAUUUCCAUAAUAUAUUGUGAUGUUUUUUAUUUCCAUUCAGCGUGGUUAAACCGAAGUACUUGAAUGAAGGUCUUGAAUAUGCUCUCUUCACCUAGAGAUAAGAGAGGCAUUAAAGGCCGGAAGAUCUAGCACUGUUGCUAGGUUUUUUUCCCCUGCCGAUUGAUUAAAUAUCACUUAAUAAGAUUAAUGAUAAUGUACAGAAUGUCAGAAACUAAAGAACGAUUGUUAGAGGAUUACUCAAUUUAUAUUUUCUCGCAUUGGUUGCUUAAGUUGUUGCAUACCUUAUGACGAAAGAGCUGCACUAAAUUCCCACCAUUAACUUCCGCACACUAAAUAAUUCAUGAUGGAAGAGCUUGACCGCUAUUACUCAUAAAUCAGUUUAGCUUAUAAGAUAUUAAGACUUGGAAGUUCAAUUCCAUUCCUCCUUUUAAAACACUGUUCUUGAGCUUAGAGAAAUCAAUGAAAUUAAACCUGAGACUGAGAUGUUUUGCAUAGACGGAGUUUUUCAAAGGCGAAGAAAGAAAGACUGUAAAUACUACACCUGCAUUUACAGCGCACCGUGGAUUGUAAAUUACAAACAGAGUCCAGUUAUAAUACCAGUUUGGGCUUAUUCGCACUGUAUGUGCUCCAAGCAAAUUUCUGUUGUAAAUCUAAAUUUUCUUUCAAAUUGUAUGUCUUAGUGCCGACUUUGGGCCGGUAUAGUCUUCUAAACAACAUACUGUUUAAUAACUUUCAACAAGGUUAAACCUGUUCAAUGGGUUUUUCUAUCAUGAUUUUUAAGACAUGGCCGUCAUGAAACUGAGCAUACACACUUACUGCUUCGAAAGAUUACCCUCAUCUUCUUUAGUGCUAUGUCGAAAUCGGAACCCGGAGGCCUGGAUCGGAACAGUAACGGUUCGCAGGCUCCAAGAAUCCGCUUACAUCACGACAGACUCCGUUUUGUCCGCGUCGCAUUAUCUGAUCCUGGAUUAUAAUUCAUUCAAAAUAUUUCCCCGGUUCUGAUUGGUUAAAAGCACAAGCAUAAUUCACCAUAACCAGUUACGGAUGACCAAAUUUGGAAGUAUUUUGUGUUUAACGAGGAAAUGACGUCAAAAAUGCAGCCUUCUACAGGUUAAUGCACCGUUAACCGAGAAGACCUGGGGGCGAGGUUGAGUUGUUUUCGUUGUUAAAAUUAAAAUGGCGAACACUUCACUCGUUUCAAGAGCAAGAACUACAGCUGGAACUAGGCGAAAUAAUGGCUAAAAACACAGCAAAAACAGCAAGAAGACAACUUGGAGGGCGACAUCUGCUGUUUGGGGAAUAUUCACGGAGCUGGACAAACCUAAACGUACACUAUCGAAGAUAAACUUAACAUCGAUGCAGGUAAGCAUGUUUAGGUAUGUUUUUAAACUAGGAAUUAUUUUGAAUGAAUGAUAAAGCAAUUAAUGAAUUCGGCUUUCGUACGAUAUGAAGAAUUAAGCAGAUGGAGGAGGGUGUUAUCCACCUCUGCCUCUGUGGAUAACACUCUCCUCGAUUUGCUUAAUUCUUCAUAUCCUACUCAGCCUCAUUCAUUAAUUGCUAAUUAACGAACAGCAAUAUUGUUAUUUCACCAGGGAAAUAAAUUGUUCAGUGUUAAACUGAAAUUACCCGCGGCCUAUGAAAACCGACAUAUAGGUAGACCUUAAUUAGUUUUGGUGGCACUUUUUCACAGACGCUGAAUUCGUAUAUCCAUAAAAUCGUAGAUAAAGUAGCUGAAAGACAGCUUGAAGUAAGUGAAAAAAAGCAAUGAGAAAAUUUUAAAAAGGAUCGAGACUUUUUGGCUGUAUUUUUUAUAAAUCACAAACUUAACUGUCUCGUGUUCUUUCUUCACAGGAGUUUCCUUUGAUUACGAGUUUAUACCGUUAACUCCGACGCUGAACGAAACUAGCCCUCCUGGUAAGAAUUACUGAUGCUAUUUGGCCCGAGUUUAACCGCGACAUAUCGUGCGUUUGCACACAAAGUAAUCUGUUUCAUCAAUGAGUCGAUUGCGUCAGUUUGCUACGAUAAGCUGACGUUCCGAGCGUUAGCCGUUCUUCACCAGUGCCAACACACUAUUUUUUUUUCAAGUUAUCGCCUCCGCAUGUGGAUACACCCAGUUCGUGCCCAAGUAGAAGAAUGGGCCUUAGUACUCUUUGAUGACCAAUCUCGCUAAUGUUAAAAGCAUGUAAACUAAGGCUUGAAUAACCAUUGCAAAAACCGUAGGUUUCUGGCAGGAGACUUCAAUAUUAAGAAAUGGUCAAGGGCCGGGUAUAUUCAAAUUCAAAUUCAAGGUAGACAGACUGUACAUUAUAGUAGUUGCUAAAAAAUAUAUCUAGGGAUCUUUAUAUUAAGAUCCGACGACGGCGACGGCAACGAUAACGAUAAAAAGGGUAAUAGGUUUCAAACCAACAACUCCGUACGUGCAGCACACUUUUUUUUCUACAUUUCUUUGCCGUCACAGAAGGACUACGACGUGAAAAUGCCUAACUUUACGUUUCAUGGAGAAAGUAAACAAGCCACGACAAGAUUUUCUUUCUCUUUCUGAACUUGGAUACGGUUUUUAGGAAUUCAACUACAGGAGAGUUCGCCUACAAUUGACAAAGUAAGCGCACUUGAAUAAACACGAUGAAGACUGGAAGAACGCGAAUUCACUUUUUAAACGACGUUUUCGCUACCGUCGUCGUCCUCGGAUCUUAAGGUCCCUAAUAAUGUAAGAAAUUUAUCAAGAAAAUCCGCCACUUUUUUGGGGUGACCUGUGUGCGUGCAUUCGUAAGCUCGAUACACAAGUAUCACCUGUCAUACUUUUGGACCCACUGCCUAAAAAGAAAACGAUAAUUAUAACAGUGGCCAUUUAAAACUACUCUAGGUGCUGUGUACUGUGUCCCUAAAUGGCAGUUGUGGAAUUGCACGUAUUUUAGGCAUCCUACUGAUGAACAGUUAGGACACGCCUAAUAUUAUCUCCCAUACCACAUGGGCAUCUCACCGUUUGCCUCAAUUGCGUUUGCAUGGAAAUCAGUGUAAUUGGGUAACAACAACAAUACUUCAUUAUCUCUUCCGAUGGGGCUAUUCUGCAAUAAUUUACAAAGGAAUAAUACUGAAUUACCUAACGUUUCAAGUAUUUAUUAAAAAAACUAAGCUAAAAGGACAGAAGGAACGCUGAGCGGUAGCAGUUUACAAAAGGGAGAUUGUAAUUAUGCCUUGUGCAUGCUGUAACUAUGUGCAUCCGACCUUUUGCCGAUUUUACUGGCUAGGUACUGGGUCGUUAAAUUAACAUAAGUAUAAAGCAAGUAAUAUUGCCACCAUUUUGCAUUAGCGGGUUUCAGGUUCGGUUUCUUUUGGGUGAAGUGGAAACUCUUUUUUUCCAAGUCUCCUGGCCAUGGGUCACUGGCUAAACAGAAAUCGUUUUCUUUUACAAUUAAUAUGUGUUUUUUGUUUCAACUAAUAAACCUAAAGUCCUCCUUCAGGUUUGUGAUUCAUCUAGAAUCUAUCUCUAUCUCUCUAGUUAUCUUUCAUUCGUUUUUUUAAGGUACUAUUGUGACAACGGUACAAGUUUCAGUACCUCACGGCGGUGUGCAUUAUUUUCUCGAGCCGGGAACAUCUCCAAACCAAAACGAUGUGAACUGGUUUCAUAUAAACAACACAACUGGUGUUAUUACAGUCGCAAAAGCUCUGGAUAGAGAGGUACAUCCAUAACAUAUAACAAAACAUAAAACUUUUUUUUGGAUAUUAGCGAUGUUGCGACUAAAUCUCACAGAAGCGAAUGUUUUUUAAACUCCUUAAAAGCCUAGGCACUAUCAUUAUUUAGCAUUGCAGUAGAUUUUUAACAAAAGUCUUCUAUUGUUAUCAACAUGCUUUCAAUCCUGUUUCAUGGGUGUUGCAUAACUACGACGGAAACCCCAUUCACCUUCGUUAAAUAAUUUGUUGUCUUAUACCAGCCUCAAUUAUUCACCAAAGUAUACACAGUAUACAUACCCAAAAUCUGUGAAAUUCUAGAUUACUAACUAGUUGUAUCUAAUCGGUUCUCCAAGAGUGAACCGCCUUAUACUUUUUUCUUAGUACUUUUUUUCUUGAAAAAAAUGUAUUUUUCUCUGGCAGGAAUCUGGAGGCCUUUUGAAAUUUAACGCAAGAGCUCGUAAAAGCGGGGACCCCGUUCAGGUAAAAGCGCUGUUGCCAAGUUAUUUUUUCGUCAUUUUUGAUCAUUUUAGACCAGAACAUUGAGAGGUGAAUAGGCGAUUAUAUAAGUUGGGAUAAUUAUUUUUGCUCACACUUCACAGUAAAAACUAUUAGUAAACAAUACGUCUUACUCCUGCACUUUGUUCAUGAAAUAAAUGAAUGAAAUAUGUCGCGGUUGAGAAACGGACAACAGACGGGUCCUCUUUUCAUUAUAUAUCUAAAUCAUUAUUUGUUAGCAGCAAGCUCAGACGACAGCAUAAAAAGGCGCCAUUGGCAGCCGCUAUCGGUCCAUUUGAGGGCUUACUAAGCUACUGUAAUCCAGCCAGCACCAGCCCACCGUGUUAACUUCUUCCACGCUUCUCGAAAGGGAGUAUGGGUUUGUUUACGUCCCCUUUAAUCAACCUCGUUGCCAGGGUUCUCUCCUACCCGUCCUUAUGGAUCGAGAGAGGAUUCAACGAACAAAUUUUUGGGGCCGUAACUGUGCUUAAAUUUCUCAGGACGCUCGCGUUAGAUUUUCCAUAUAUUUGGCUUCAAUUUUUCCCGGGAAAUUUUAGUCGACUGGAAGAAAAAUUUUUUCAGGCAAAUUUAUAGAAAAUUUUAAAAAGUAGUUCUAUCUCAUGUAGCUGCAUGUAAUGCCCUCAAAUUUUUUCAGUAGAAUCGUUAAUUAUGAGUGAAGCAGUAGUUUACAGUUCAUAUUUAUUUUAGAACAGCCGUUUUACAGGAAUUAUUCAACAUUAGAUUCUUAUACAAACACUGUAAUUUCUCGCGCGGUUUCCUACCCGUCAAGAUCGCUUCCAAAACCUUGACAAGGUCUGUUCCACACUCGUAACGUGAGCUUGGGGUGCCUGUGAUGAAAAAAGAGUGAAGGAGACAAGGCUAACGGUUUAACGUGCCUCACCACCAAAGCAGAUUCUAAAGUAUUUUAUUUCAUGCAUGGGUUUCAGUUCAUUAGGAAUGAACACAGUAAUACAGUGCUUACGAAAACUCAGAUUGUUAGCCCAUAAAAGCAAACCCCACCAAAUUUGUAAAUAUCAUCUAAAUCUUUUCUUAAUAGAGAUGUUUAACUGAAGGUCAUUUAUUGUUUAUCUUUGCCAUAAAUGAUACCAGCGUGUUACUUGCCCAAUAAAAAUUUGUUUUCAAUUUCAGUUUUGAAUGCAAAUAAUAAAGAUGACACUUAUAAUUUGGACUAUUGUCGUGUUUUCCACAGGGUAUAAAGCGAAUUUUUGUCACUGUUUUAGACGUUAAUGACAAUUAUCCUCAGUUUGAAAACUCACCUUAUGACGUCAAUGUUUCCGAGGUAAGCAGACGCGAGGUUACUAUUCUUUUUUCAGAUUUAAUUAUUUUAGGAAUGUUGUUUCCUUCUAUAUUAAGUCGAUUUUUUUGUGCGACUGUUUGAAUCGCAAAAUGAGCGACGAAACUCUAAUUUGCGCUUAAUCUUACAAUAGUUGCAGCUUAUCUAAAGACAACUAGGUCACACCUACCCAGACCACAACCGAAGCUACUCUGGAAUUCCUUACAAAGUUUAAAUAUUUCAUGUGUUCUACUUUUUCUCUCAUCUAUUUGUAACUAUUUGUAUGCGGGUGUUAAUUCAGCUACGGUGCAGACGUUAUUGUUAAGCUCCGAUUUCUUGAUUGGAAACUACUGGCUUUUUUUUUUUACUUUUUUCUCUGCCAGUCAUCAGUUAUCUUAUAAGUGUAUGAAUAGAACGAUGUAGAUAAUAUAUGUAAAUACAUAUAAUCUGUGUCUGCCCUGCCUCUAGUGUUUCUGCUACUUUGCUGCUGUUGUUGUUGAUUUGUAUGUUCACACUCAGUGACCUCUAUCCCUACUCCCAAAUAUUCCUACAGCUAGAAAAUUGAAGGGAAGAUGGAGAGAGAGAAGGUGUCUCCUUCUUUGACUCCCGCCAACUCCCCCUGCCCAGAUCAUGCGCGUCUUAUUUCGCUUGGCUUGUUUUCGCGACACCCCUGUCAUCUGAGAGCCCGGCAAAAGCGUAGGUGAAACACGCUGAAAGGUAUUAUUUCUUUUGCUAAAUUUCAGAUUACAAAACUUGGAGAAGUAGUGUUAACCGUGUCAGCCAGUGACAGAGACACGGAUAAUCACUUUGGUGUCGUGUCUUAUGGGAUUGCUGGAGGAAAUACGGUCAGUUAUUAGACAAAUAAAUCCUAGGGCGAGGCCUGUGGUAUUCGGUAGGAAGCAGGGAGAAGGAAAUACUCGAUUAACUGGCGACAAGAGAGGAUAAAGGGGACAGAGAAGGCAUCCUCCGUACACACCCUAUUCCAUAGGUAAUUCGUCUCGAGUUAUUUUUAAGACCACAGAUCCCAAGGGGGAUUGGACAACAGCCAAUCACAUAGCGCGAAUGUGUUCUGCGUGGAUGAUCUACGCUCAGAGCCACGCGUCCUUCACGAAUUGAGGCAGAAAAAAAUGGCGGUAGACUUGGAGAGCGAUAUUGCUCUUCGUUUUGUCAACGAAAACGAGAGAUUUCUGCUAAAGCUGUGUCAGCGAAACGAAAAUUAAAAAAGAAUCGCCGUUCAUCUCUUGCAUAGAGCUAACAGUAGAGCAGGGAAAUCCUUAACACACUGAAUAUUCACUCAGGAUCAUUUAUAAUUUACAGUUUAAAGAGAGCAAUUUCUGGUUUGAUAUUUAUUCUUUCAUUAGUCUUUUAGUAUUCAACAAAAUAACACUUGGCGUCCUAUAAUAAUAAUAAUAAUAAUGACAAUUUAAUAACUUCUAAAGCGCUAUUUACAUUCACUGAUCAACAGCGCUUAACAACUUAAAAACCUACAAUAAAAUUCAAAUUUGUAAAACUAAUUACACGUACAUGAAUAUUACUUGCUACUUGCUUUAUUGUACAAACGACCGGUUUCAAUAGACCUGCGAAAUUUCUCAUUUUUUUAAAGCACUGAGGUUACGAUAACUUCGAGUUAAACUGAUUUCACGGGUUGUCAAAGAGUCGAGCGAUUCCCUUUUCCCAGGUGAGCGCCGACUCAUUUCCCUUCAAUAUUCAGGAAUGCUCUCGAUCUCUUUAGGCUUUCAUUACCCUUCGCCCGACAUGUUUUGCACGGCGUUUAGUCAUGCGAAACCUCCACGAAACAUCCACGCAGCGCGCGAGGUAACUUUAUCCCGAUUCUAAAAAUAACUCGAGACGAAUUACCUAUGGAAUAGGGUGUAUAUGGGGGAUGCCUUCUCUGUCCCCUUUAUCCUCUCUUGCUGCCGACUAUCAUGGAUUUUUUUUUUGAAAAUAUUAAAAUAUAGGCUGCAGUUUACUGCUUAAGUUUCAGUUUCAAGCAGGUUGUGGGGUUAAUUAAACCGGGAUGGGUUGUAGCUCUUAGAGAGCAUCAGUUCUACAGGGCGAUGUGAAUUAUUUUUGGGGAGCAAGUCAUUUGAAAUGCUUCCCCGGCCUCCAACCCCCACAGGCAAUUUAAACCUUUUUCUUCGUAAUAUGAACAGAGUUGCCUCUAAAAGCAAUCAGUUCUUUUUUUGAAAAUUUCUAUUUAUUUCUAUGUCAGCACAGUCCUUUUACAUUGAUCUCUUUAAUUACAGCCUCUUCCAGGCUCGAGAUAGUAAUGUGCAGAGAUCGUGAAAAACUGAUGCCAAAAACGCGGGGACCGGGCGUCUUAUUUUCGUUAGGUCUCUACUCAUCAGAGAGUCUGGUGCAGGCGAUUUAAUCAGUGCGUCGUUCUCCUGAUGUUUAUUCUGAAAGUUUUACAUUACGUUUCUAUCUUACAGGGGGAGGCGUUUGAAAUCGACCCUACAAACGGACAGAUAUCUUUAAAAAAGCAGCUAGAUUUUGAAAGCUCAAAUAAAAUUUACUAUCUGAACGUAACAGCAACGGUAAGUUGAAAUGAAACAUUCUAAUAUACCAAGAGAGAAUGAGGUGAGAGGAUAAAUAAUAUUUGUAAUAAUAAUUAUUACAUUUUGAAUAAAAUGUGGGAAAAAGUAUUUAAUAUUCAAGUUUGUAAUUUCCUUUUGAUAAUAACUGCGUCCGUAACCGUAAUUUUUAAUUCAUUUUUGAAAAAUUGUAAUUGAGGAGGCCUAAUCAACAUAAGCUUUAUAGUUUCCUUUAGGCCUCCUCGGCAUUAAUUUCUUCGUUUUCGUAUCUUUUUUGUAAUUGUAAUCAAGUAAUUUAUCUGUAUCGGAAAAUAAAUGCAAAAAUACAGAAUACGGUAAAAAAAAACUGACCGGCGUGCACACUUUUCGCAAGAUCAGGGAGUGACUAAAACUAGGAACUAAAUCAUUAGAAAUGUUAGCCUUCCUCAAAUUUGGCCCCCAAAAAUGGCCUUCCCCUAAAUUUACCAGCACUUCCGCUAGUAACUAAUGACCAAUCGCUAAUCGAUGAGAAAGGAGUCAGUGACACUCAGGCCAAUGACGUAUAGUUACUUUCUUACUUUGCAGUGCUGGCAAGCUAACUGUGACAUAGAUUCAAACAAAUGAUAAUAGUGUGAAUAGCUGUGAAGAAUAUGAAAUUGAACUUUAGACCAAUCUUAAAAAAGAUAAAGUUUAUAAUUAGCUAAUUAAUUAAUUUUACUGAAACCAAAGUAUUAUUUCUUCAGAAUUGUUAUCUCCUAGACAAUAAGUCUUGCUAUUACUUUUGCAGGAUACAUAUGGAGACGGCAAUCAAAACUGGACGAUAGUAACCAUUACGGUUACUGAUGGAGAUGACUUGCCAGCAAGAUUUUCAAAGUAUUUAUAUGAAGUUUUAGUGGAUGUUAACACGCCUAAGGUAGGGGCUUCAGAAUCAAUGCAACUUUAUAGUUUAGUUGUUAAAAAAAGUUAAGUUUAUGCACUUCUUGAUUUCAAUUCAGUCUACGGAACAUGGUUAGAAAACUUAGAAUAAGAGGUACACAUAAAAAAGCAUGAUUUUUAAAGUUAUAUUGUGGGCUUUUGAUAGAAAUGAACAGAACUUUAAGGGUAAAACUUAGUUCUAUGAUUGUCUGUGACAACUUAGAUCAUACAGUCUCACCUCGCUUUACUGACAUCCGCUCACCCCUUAUUUCGGACAGUUUUCCUUGUAUCCAACGCUUACAUUUGCUAGAAAUUCAAACCACUUCACACAGAAACUUCUCAUGGUUCACCAGUGAUUGACUAUGAAUUGAAGUUUGUCUAAAUGCAGUUUUUAGUAAAAUCGGUAUGACUAUGACAGUUAAAAACGAAAAACUUUGAAAUCGAUAAAAUCAGAAUUUUGAGCGGUCCUGAGACUUGCUAGUGAAAAUCCGACACCAGGAACUUACAGUGUGGUGUUUAGCAAAAAAUUCUGUAUGAUUGAAUUCAAAUGAAAUGAAUAUCUCUGAAACGGCUCGACAGAAUUCUUUUUAUACCUCAUCACAUAAUCUUCAUGAUGUAUAUAAUAAUGUCUUUUGAAUAAUGUCUGAAACUUUCAUUAAAAUUGAUUUACUAUUAUAACACCUUGAAAUCUUGAGACAAACCUAGCCUACGAACCGGCCAAAAAUCCGCGUUACAACAUUCACGGUUUUGACGUUAUGCUAAUUUUUCCAAAUUAAUGCCCAUCAUACAUCCACUCAUUGCUAGUAUCAAUCAAUUAAUCAAAAGAGAAUAGAAAGAGUAGAGUAGGAACUCUCGACAAACCCUUUUGGUUUUGGGCUUAACAAGGAGAGCCCCUGCUGUAAAGUAUAAAAUGUUUAACACGUAAUCAACAUGUGAAUGGCUGUACUUGUUUAUAUUUGGUAUGAUUAUAUUACCUCAAUAAAUCAAUAUAAUAUUUUUUAAUCUUUUUCUUAAAAAUAUUAAAUGAUUCUGAGGUUUCUAUGAAGGUAAGGUUGUUCCAAAUUUCACGUCCUUUAAAUAUGAUAGAAUAUUUAUAUAAUACAUUUCAAUGUGAAUGUUAUCAAUGUUUUACAUUCAAAAUAUGCAAUAAAAUUCAUUUUAUCGAUUUCAAAAUCUUUCGUGUAUUGUUUUCAUGGUGAUAUCGAUUUUACUAAAAACUGAAUUUUGACAAACUUUAAUUCAUAGCCUUUCACUGGUGAAAAUUUUGUAGCGAUAGGACAAGGAUAAUAUCAGUUUUAAGGUGACAGAAAAACAUCAGUAUGGUCUCCAAAAAACUGUAUCGAAACACUUGUUAUCCUUGACUUGGUGGUGAAUUUCCUGAAAGAGAGGAAAUAUAAUGGCAUUAUACUUAAUUUUCUUGACAUCUAUUGUUUUACAAGGGGCUUGAAGUAGUCAAAGUGCAUGCUGAGGAUCAAGACACAGAGAAAGCGCCUGUCUUUUACGAAAUCUACCCAGGUUGGUCCGUGUGGUUUUCGUGUUGUUCGCAAGUUUGCAAUAAAAUGUGAAGAAUAAAAGUGCGGGUCCUAGCUAAACUCGUACAUUUUUUUAACUGAUAGUUUGUCACAUUAAUUGCAAAACUAUUGAAACCUUGAUUUUGAAUGUAAACAAUACCAACUUUCCAGGCAUAUUAAUUAUAGGGACAUUUGAGAAACUGGCCCCAGAUAAUAAGUCUCCCUAUGCCCUGCCCCUACCAUUUGGGCUGCCAUCCAUGCGCCGAUCGGAACAGCGUCUAGAUCAUUAUGAAAUCACGAUCUUCUCUCCAGUUUAUGUUCCAGUCGCUGGUUAUUUAUUUGAAGAAACUUUUCCUGUGUUAUCUUGCAGCAAUUGAUCCCGAACAGUCGUUCUUGAUCAAUAAUUUGACAGGAUCAAUUACAGUAAAUAAAAACCUCACGCGGACCUCUUAUCGCCUGAUUGUAACUGUAAGUAAGAAUAAUUGGAAUAAAAAGCUUUCAUAAAUUGAUCGAUUAUUUAAUCAAGCAAUUAAUUAAUUCAUCUAAAGGGAAACAUUUAGAAUCAUGUUUGUGACAAACAGCAAAAGUUAAUUUGUAGCACCUUACCGAACCGAAUUUAUGUUCAUGAUAUCUACACAAAUAAUUUGACGCCGAUUUUUCUGACGAUUUUUAUCCCUUUGUUCCGUAAUUUUAGGAACUGUCAACCUGAAGCUGACGUUUACUAUCUGAAAGUCACACUAAAUCUCUGUCAGUAACAGUCAUGAAAAAUCCGAGUUUUCCAUGGCAUUGCUUGCUUGGUUUGUCAUUUUUUAGGGUACAUCAUUUGUUUUUUAAAGGUUGUAAUAUGGUUAAACUUUCAAUUCUCAUCUUUCAGGCCAUGAAAAAACAUUUAGGGAUUAGAUAAAUGCUUCCCACUCACUUACUUAAAGAUCUUUAUCCGUCACCGUUGAGAAUUAAUUUGUUUCUAUUUUGCGUCUCGUAGGCCAAAACAACGACUCAUCCUCCUGCAUUUGCGUUGGUCGUACUGCAUGCAGGCGCGAUGCCUAACCGAACAUUUGAAGCCUUUGUCCAGGAGAACAAAGCAAACACUGUAAUCUAUGACUUAGAGGUACAGUUUCUUCUUGAGCACCAAACUGAACAUUGGAAAUGUGUAUUUUAUUCCUUUACCCAAACUGUUACUCGACUAUUAUCUUAUUAUAUUGCAGUCUGUGGAACAAUACUUUAACUUGUCAGACCCUGUGUUCGAGAUUGUUCAUGGUGAUGAGAUAAAUAAGUUCAUCAUAAACCAGACAUCAAAGGAACUCAGAGUUGGAUCUCAGGCAUUGGAUAGAGAACAGCGCGCUCAGCAUACUGUGAUUAUCGAGCUUCUUAGUAAUGGAAUUAACAGAGGAUUUGCAAGGGUAUGUUUCAUCAACUUCAUUUUCAACUUCUCCUAAAAUGAUCUCCAUGUGGUCGUGAGUUUUUCAACUUCAUUCAACAAAAUUUUUCAAAGGAAACGGUCUGCAUAUUUUCAAGCGUAAUCCUUACCUGGGGCCGGGAAACUAACAUUUCCUCAUUUAACGAGAUCAUGAACAUCUCUUUGAUGAAAGCUUUAGGACGCGCCUUGCUGCUCAAGGCUGCGGCUGCUGUUUGAGCUGGAGCGGCGAUGGAGCGCUAGCUCGCGCUUCAGUUUGCAGAAGAUCCGUACCACUGGCUUCUUGUUGCAGCCGCUUCCUAGUGAAAGCCCGAGCUUUCGCCAAGGCUACAGUUUCCGCCGGGGCAUUUAUAAUCAUGAUCAUGAUCAUCUCUAUUAUCAUUAUCAUUAUCAUUAUUAUUUUUAUUAUUAUUACUAUUUUUAUUAUUAUCAUUAUCCUUAUUUUUUUAUUAUCUAUUGAGCGUUUUAAUAGAGUCAGAACAUUUAAAAAGAAAAUAGAAAAAACGUUAAAAAAAACGUUUAUAAAUCCUUAGAAAAACUUUCGAGACAUUCAAGAGUGCUUUGAUCCCUACAUAAGAAAUUGAAAAGUAACUUUGCCGACUUUUAAAGAUAAGAAUUGGCUGAUUUUCUCCGUUUUACUCUUUUGGUCAUUCUCUUCGUUUUUUUUUUGUUAAUUUCUUAGAUUGUCGUCAGCGUGUUGGACACAAACGAUAACACGCCCGAGUUCCAAGGCCAAGCUUCUGUGAACGUGAGAGAAGAUACCUCAGCGGGGACCGAUAUUCUUACGUUAACAGCAACAGACCGUGAUGCUGGGCUGAAUGGAACAGUGUUGUACGAGAUAAUAAGCGGGAAUGAACAAGGUAAAAGGAAAAACAACUGAUACAGAGUCAUCCCUCUUUACUUGUAAGAUUUUGGAAAUUGUUGGCACUCGCUAACACUCUGUGUCCACCUUAAAGAGCUUUGCUUGACAUUUGCCAGUAUUUUGAAGUUGUUUGUAAUACCACAGGGUCCAGAGGAGAUGUGUUUGUCGUUAGAACAUCAAAACCCGUCGAAAACCUCUGAAAAAAUGGGUUAUUUUGAUCGCGUUACAGUUUCGUUACACACUCUUUAGACCGCAAACCAAGAGACUGAGCGCUCGCAAGAUCGGCUUUCUUUUACUCGGCACUUCGUGCCUCGGUCGCCCUUCGGGCGACGGCCUUCGGUCACCCUUCGGGCGAUGUGCCGUGCGCCAGCGAGGAUAUGGCUUGCGGCUAUUGAUCUGGGUCAGAUAAGAAGCGAAGAAAUCGUUUACAGUAGAUUUAUAAAGAUCCCAUUGGGCUAAUUAAUCGUGCUAAGUGACAGGUAUAGACAUUCCUCAAGGUGAGACUUUAAAUAAGUAAUUCAUUUAUUCACACGAAACUCCUCUGGACCCUGUGGUAAUACUGGGUCAGAUUUAUGUCCUGUUGCGCUAUGGGAAUGUUUUAACCCAAUACCUGCGCAGCUUUGUGACAAACUUAAAGCCAUGGGCACACGAACACCAAGCCUCGCCUGUACCUCACGCAUGGGCACAGGCAUAUCACCCGCGCAGCGUUCCCAAGACAGUCCUAUGGGGUUCCAUAGUGGAAUUCGACCCAACGCCAUACAGUCUCCUCACUUGAAACCUCCGAAAUUAUCAAAAUAAAGGGUCAAAGAAAAUGUCUGAAGAACGACAGGGAAUAAGUAGACUGCAUAAUAGGUUUUUUCUAAGCACCCGUGCAACUUCUGACCGGGCUAGUGUUCAUGAUUACCUACGCAAAAAUACGUGCUGUUUGACAGCCUAGGAAACAACCCUAGAUGUCCACUUUGUUAAGAGGGAGACGUUUUGAAAUCACUUGCUAGAGCUAUUUCAAAACAUUUCCGACUUAUAGAUUCUUAAUAUUGUCUCUUAGUAUUGUCGGUCUUAGCUCCGACAGAACACUUUUAAGCCUUUAGAGAUCAAUAAACGAGCAGAAGUGUUUUACUGAGAACGAGCUUCUAAAUCGGUCUCAAAAAUGUUCAUUAGAUCUGUUCGUUCUUUACAUAUUCUUAUUAUGGUUACCUUUUUCCGAAAAAAAUUAAAAGCAAUUUUUCAGUCAUGUUUUGUCAGAGUUAUAGAUCCUCAUUAUUUAACCAUUUCCUUCCUUUGCACUAUUCUUAUGAAUUACUUAUGAGCGUUGAAAUUUAAAUAAUGCAAUAUAAUGUAAGUCGACUUCUAUAAGUAAUGAAGACCACUUCAAUUUGAAUCAACUAAACAGAACCUGACUUGACGAAGGGUCUUGUCCAAGUAGAAACAGUGUGUCACUAUGUACUCGGCCGUAGUCAAAUGUCCUCAAGAAUGAAGUCGAUGCCUUUUCAUUCUUCAUUUCAGUUUUUACUGCUGUAUUUGUCCACUAGGUUUCUUUGACCUCAAUAACCAGUCAGGAAUAUUAUCACUGUCCAGACAACUUGAUUUUGAGACCGCUGUCCAGUAUGUACUCAACAUAUCAGCUUCAGACCUAGGGGAGCCUCCUCGUCAAACCUUCACUAACAUCACUGUUCAUGUUAUCGAUGUUAAUGAUAACUCUCCGAUGUUUCAGCCGAGGAGUUUGCGUGUUUCUCUUGUAGAGGUGAGAUCUUUUAUUUGACUACCACUGAUAAUCGUUGUUGGUUUUGUAUUUCUGGCGUAUGUAAAAUUGGCUAAAUGUAAGAUAUAUAAACUAAAACCUCUUACGCUGCAAUAAAUUUGUUCCACUGUUUAAAACGUUUGAUUAAGUUCUUGAUCGAAUCCAUCCAUAUGAAUAGUAUGUUAAUUGAUUUAUCGUUGUGUCUACCAAGGAUGAUACAACUUUUCGACUUUUUGAAUCAGAGCCAUCUUAAUUCCACUACCACCAGAGUGAAUUAUAGAGGCAUGUUACGUAGAGUUGCCUUCUUGGUGAACUCCGUUACCGGGAAAUGAACAGUCCAAAGACUAUUGCAAGCCUGAUGACAAUGUGUAUUUAUAGCUUUUUUAAACAUUACCUCGGCUGAAAAAUACACGUUAUCAUCAGCUUUGCAGUCUUUGGACUUCUUGUCUUUUUUUCAAUUUGUUUAGCUGAUUAGAUCUCUUUUUAUGAGAUCCCAAGUUGACGACCAGCAGGAUUUUCGUCCACGGUUUUCUUUUGUCCGGAAAAUUCGCCCGCUCUCCACCCUCACCUCGGGCAGGAACAAAGACCACCGAACUUGAGAGAGCGGAGAAAACUGAACGUAACUUCUGAAUUUGUCAUAUAGAUCUCUUAGGUUGACUAUUCAAAUUACCCUUUUUCAGUAUGCAGCUUUUUUUUCACACUUUCACGUGGUACUAUUUGUCCUUCACGAUUUUACGAAAUUAAAUUUGCCGGGAAUGUUUUCUUUGAUCACUGUCAGGGCUCCUAAGGAGUAAAUAACACUUCAUUAAGGUUUCCUUCCUUUUAUUAUUUCAGGAUGCUUCACUUGGUUCGUUUGUCGCUCAGUGUAAUGCUACAGAUUCCGAUGCAGCCUCAAAUGCGCAAAUAACUUAUCACAUUGUAGAGGGCGAGAACAACAAAUUUUCCAUCGAUAAUACUACAGGCGUUAUAACCACAAGUGGAGAGUUUGACAGAGACACCGGCGUAAAGGAGUAUAUGGUAAGCAGUAUUUUUCCCCACAGUGCAAAGGAAAGUGUUGCCUCGACUUUGUAAUAAUCGAGACAUGAAUUUGAAUUGACGUGUGUGAUCUUAGAAAGAAAAUGUGUCAUUAAGAAUUCUUUGCAAUUGCAAUUGCAAAGAAUUCACAGGCAGACAAUUCUUAUGGUAAAAAAAAAAUAACCCGCAGAUGAACCGGCAGUCAGGUUCGACUUAGUUAUAUUCAAACCAGCACGAACAAACUAUACUUGUGUUUGUUGAUUUGCUUAAAAAAAUCGUAGCCGUGGAUUGGAUUUAUAUGCAGGCUCUAUUUUCCUUUGAUGUCUGUUUUAUGAACAUUCCAUGCCACUAACAGUUUUUUUCGUUUUUUUUUGCUGUGUUUUAGCUCGUUAUCAAGGCGCAGGAUGGAGGACAACAUCCCCGUGCUGAUAUUGGUUUUGUUAUUGUGAGCAUUACCGAUAAAAAUGAGCACUCUCCAGUGAUAUCACCUUUAUCCUAUAUAGGAGGUGGGAUAUUCCUAAUAUACGAAAACAACAAGAGUAAUAUCAGUAUUUUACAGUGGCAUUGAGAGUGAUGUUAACACAUAUCACUUCCUAAUGAAGAAACCAGGAUGAAACAUCCAUCGGUAAAACCAAUGAUAACAAUUGAUAGCGUGGCAUCAUCCUCAUGAUUAUCAUCAUCAUCAUCAUUUUGUUUGAUAAAGCAAGUUAUAAAAGUGCGAGCUGAAGUGGAUGUGCUCUAGCAAUACAGACAAAUAUACACACACACAGGAAUGAUAGACCACGCCGCCAGGUUCUACCUCCCCUAAUCUUUGCGAACAGCUCGCGAGUGAGUUCUUUUACAUCAAGAGCAAGGGCCCUGAGUCACGUGGCCUACGGUUUAUCCGAGAAGGCAAGAAUUAAAAAAAUAUUUCUACCAUUACCCUGGCUGCACUGUCUCCUCAGUGUUGUUUGUGAUUAUUGCUCUGACCAGGGUUUGAAACCGUGGCAAAGUAUAUAUUAAAUCAGACAACAGCUCAAUUAUUGCUUGAAACCGUCUGGAGGAAACCGGAUAAAGGCGGAAGAUUAUCUCAGUCGUGGGUGACCAUAAUGCACAUUAUUUGCCUUCUAUGUUUUUUUUUUUUAUUUGUGUUAUCUCUAAAAUUUUAAUUCCAGGUGUUUACAAAGAAACGACGUACUAUUCGCUUGUGGCGACUGUCAAGGUAACCUUUCAUAGUUUUAACACUGAUUUUCAGAACAUCCUAGGUCUCAUACUUGUAGUAAAGUCAUUGAUGAUAGUUUCAACCUCCCACCACUGAAGACAAAUAACUCCCGCAUACAUUCACCUUUGAUUCCAUGAACAAAACUUCCGAACCGCGAAGGUUUACGAAGCAACUGUUCCCUUCUUUGGCUUUUUUAUUAUUAAUUAUAGAAAGUAAAAUUUUAACUUUCUUCUUUCUCCCGGACCCUGUCCUCUAUUCGUAAUAAAAUAACUCAUUCACCUGUUUCUUCAGGCAUCUGAUGUAGAUUCUGAUUUCAACUCUAACAUUUCCUAUCAAGUUGUCAGUGGGGUUGGCAUAGAGCUGUUUCACGUGGAACCAACUACCGGUCACGUGAGAGUUACCUCCUCAUUAGCUGAUAAAAAAGGGUCAAAGUUCACAUUACAAGUUAGCGCAUCAGAUGGGGAAAAAUUAACGACAGAUAACGCUGUAGUGGACGUAAGUUCUUCAACGUUCCUUCCCAGGGUUCUCGUUCACCCGUCCCUCCUCCCCAUUCUCUCGCCCCGGUGGACGAGUAGGGGAGAGAGCCUUGGGAACAAGGUUGAACUGUCAUGUUUAUUUAAAAGUUGUAUGUUCGAUCCGUUGUUGUGAACAUGUAUUGUUUGGUAAUUUCAUUUUAUAACGUGGUAAAUAAAUAACAAAUGCCUGUCCCUUCUCAAGAAAGUAAUUUUCAGCACAGAAACUUUUUCAUGAUAUACAACUGGAAGUCCUGAAUGAUGUUACAGUGGAACUCCGCCUUACCCGACACCCCGUUAAUUCGACCACCUAGUUAUUACGACCAAGAUUUUAUUAUGGCCCAACGGGGUCGCAUUAACGGGGCUCCACAGUGUAUUGCUUUUCUGAUCUCACCGUUUUUUCAAACCAAAGGUAGGCUAACUGUUGUUUGCCGGGUUUUUAUGCUACUUUCCUACAGAUAUUUGUUCUCCGAGAUCAGGAUGCUGUCACUUUGAAGGCUGGUGUAACUGCGCAGGAGAUAACCAACAAAAGAAUAGAAUUUCUGUGGUAAGAGAAAUUAGAAAAUCAAACCACUAUAAAGUGUUUAUUAGUGGUUUACUAGGCAGUAUUGGAAGGUUCAUUUGAGAGGCCAGCACCUGGAAGGAAGAUGGCUCAAACGUUGACAAUUUGGCUAAUACCAACCAAAAUUAAUGACAUUUCGAGUGAGAGAGGUGUUCGUGAAAUUUUUUAUUUAUUUUAUUUAACCGGUUUUUUUGUUUUAAAUAAUGUUUUAAAUAAUGUCAGAGUCUUGCUGCUGAUUUUCAUCUACGUACCAUUCAGUUUGGCACUUUUCUCUGUGAAAAUGAGCAUCCAAGAUGAUGGAUCGAAAAAUGACUGCAAAACAAGGAAACCGGCACUUAAGCACAGACACCUUCAAGUUUCAUUUGCGCAGCUUCAGUAUUCAAGUAAUUAUUUACAAGAGAAGAAACCUGAGUCUUAACAGGGUACAGUAUGAGAGAGUGAAUAGAGCAAAAGGAUUUAAGAACUGCAUUUUGUUGUAUAUCUCCAAAGGGACUGUUCUUUUCUUCUGUCUACGAACUCUAGUUGCAUAUUUUGUCGGAUUUGGCCUUCUUACAAGUAUCAUACCCUUUCAAGUUUUAUUCGGUUUAUUAAGGUCUAGCAGUGACGCCAUUUAUAUACGCAUUUCGUUUACUUCCAUUUGUUACUUGACUGGUAGGAUGCUUGAAGCUAUAACUGGAGGAAAGCCAUUUAUUAAGUAUUUACAGCAAGAAAAUGGAAACAAUGUGUGAGUAUUCACUACAAAUAGGAUAUUGCGUCUCUUGAAGGUACUGAUAUAUUAAAUAUAUUGAUCACCCAGAAAUUUCUCUGUGACUUUUGAGACAACUCUGUUCACAAGCAGUUAAACUUGAUCUAGCAAUUAAGAAACGUUUGCACGAGUUGUCUAUGAUGUGAUCCGCUGUUAAGAGCUAGAAAAACACGAUAAAUAAUACAAAGAAAUAAGGAAGAUAAUUUGGCUCUUUCCAGAACAUAUUCUAACCUCAAAUGCCAACUUGCAUUGCAUCGCGAGUUACACAGGUUGCAAGUUAUAAAACACAUAGAUAAUUUUUCUGUUUCAAAUGGCCUGCAUGCAUUGCGGCAUCAUCAUGCAUGAAAAAGUUCAAGACAAAGUGCGAGUUACAAUUUACACGUUUCAAGUGCCCUGUAUAAUCGGCUUAGGUUGAAGGUCCUGCAGGGCUUUCGCCUUACUCUUAUCAUGACAGGAGUUUUUUACUACUUUCUUGAACUUUUCUAGAACAUUGGUGACCUUCCAUGUGGUCAGUGGUAACCGAGCGAUGACAGGCGAUGAAAUCAUAAGGUAGUAUGCAAACUCCUGCGCAUGCACGAAAUGUAUCCUAUAUAAACUAUGAAUCGAAAACUUGCUCUGUCGAAAACGUGGCUCCUAUUUCCCACUGUUUUUGCCCGGUCGUGUGGAAAGAUUUUGACAGGAUAGCUUGGGAAAAUUCCCGGACUAAGUGUAUAGGAAUUAACCAGGUUGCAGAGACACGUCGCAAACCGAACAGAGGAAAGAAGGUAUAAAAGGAGGGCAGGCCUCCUGACUUUCAGUUCAGUUUGAGAUUGUCCUCUGGCCUGUCCAAACUGUGAAAGAGUCUGUUAUACCUUUAUUGAUUUUCACAGCGACAGAAAACACUGUUCUCAAAUGUCAACCUCAUCGGCACUACUCCACGGUUCUCCGGGAACGAGGGAUGCUUACCAAAGGAUUAUGCUUAUUACUAUGGCUUUUCUCUUAAGGCUCGGCCUCGAUUAUGACCGUGUAUUCGUGUUGUUUCGUUGGAAAAGUAAUUUUUCUCUCCAGUGAUUCUCUCCACUUAGUCAUUUAAAUGCAUACUGCUUAGUUAUCCUCGCGUAAACGGCCUAGAAUAGAUAACUUUCAUCCCAGUGGAGUUUAGCACUUCUCCUAUUACUAAGUGCUAGACUGAAACGAGGGCUCCCUCUGCGUUGGGAUGUUUGGCUUCCGUGUUUCCAGUGCAUGUGCCUUAUGAUAUUGCCGGUAUAUUUUGAUGAGUGCAAUCGUCUCCCAGUUGAAAUAAAUGAAUUCUAAUUCAUUUCCCUCAUAUUUCUUCAGAUCCUUUUCAGACAAUAAGGAAGUUUUGGACACUACUUAUAAACAGUGGAAUAUCCAAGGUUUCCAUUCCCCCGAGCCUUCUGUCGAGGCUCGUACAGAAAAUGAGGAUGGGCUGUCAGCGGUGGCUGGAGCAUUGAUAUGCCUGGGUGUUAUUAUUGGCGUUGGGGCAAUAAUCAUGCUCAUUGUGCUAAUGCGGUUAGUGAAUAUUUGGGUUAUGGAAUGUUCCCAUAUAUUAGUAGUCCAAUGUAACACACAAACAAAUUCAGAGGCUAUACUUCAGCAGUGUAUGUAUGCAUGCGGCGGAUCCAUACCUUCAGAUAAGGAGGGAGGAGGGGGGGGGGUCAUGAAUACCCUGAGAAAAGUCGGGGGGGUCUCAAAAAAAAAAUUUUUUAGGCCCUUCGGGCCUCAGUUUGGUCCUAAAAUAAGGGGAAGCCUGGAUCCGCCACUGAGUUGAGAUAGUUGUUAGAUCUUUAAUCCUGCUCCUGGGGAUUUUCGUGAAGGUAUCCGGUUUUCCUCACUCAUUAUCGUCAUUUUUAUUUGUUCUUAUUCCAUAUAAUAUUUCUAAUGCAAUUUUUCGAAAAUGGAAAUGAUAUAUUGGACACUUUAAAAGCAGGUAAGGUCGAGAUUGUUGGGAAUUGAACUACUAAAUUGUUUUAGGAACUUCUUUUAUGCUCACUUUUAGUUCCUUGACCGAUUUUUCAGAGGCACUAAACGGGAAUUUUUUUUCUAAAUAGGCUUCCGUCAAUCGUCUUGGCGCAUUUGCACAACAAUUCACUACAUGUCCAGAACCAUCACACCGCUGACAAACAAUUCCCUGUUGCUAUUUUGCAGGAGAAAGAAAAGAGGCCAAAGUCCUUUUAAGAAAAAGAGGCAUCCUCGAGUGACGUUUAACGACAGUCCGUUUUAGUAAGUUCAUAAAUCUACGUCCUUGCGCUUAAUGUUAACUUGGAUAGGAAGGAAAGGGUAAUGGGAUCUCCAAUGAAUGAACUGAAAUUUGGUACCUAUAGUAUGUCCAGUCAAUGACUCACCUCCCAAGGGAAUAUGCAGCUUAAAGGGUGCCUUAUUUAUUAUUCAUCUGUGUUUGCUUUUUUAUAAGGCACUAAAUUAACGUCACCCACGGAGAUAAUGUUUGGCGUUGUUUUUCUUUUGUUCAUGGAAAAGGUAGGACUAGGUAAUAGUAAUUCGUACGCAGUUAAGUUGGCAAUCGUGUUUUUCCCCUCUUUAUGGAUGUAAUGAUAAUUUAAGUAAUGUCCAAUACCUCACAGAGUUAAAAAGUCGGAUCUGCGUUCAAUUAGAGACUGCCUGGCCAUGACAGAUGGCAGCUUCGGACAGCUGUCAGGUCAUGUUCAUGAAUUAGCCAUCAUACUAGAACACCGCGCAUGCUUGAGGUACUGGCCCACCAUUCUGGCCAGAUGUGUACAUUUCAUAUGCUUGAGGUGUUGGCCCGCCAUGUUGCCUAGAUGUGUAUACUGCGCAUGCUUGAGAUACUGGCCCGCCAUGCUGCCGAGAUGUGUAGUCAAAUUUUCCAUUAUUACAAUAUACCAAAAUGUGUUCUCCCACCUUCUGUAUUCUUGUUUGAUACUCACUGAAAAAGCUCGUCCUUGUCAGACCUAAAAUCUCUGAUGUGUUUCUUGUCUUUAGCAUCGACCCUGAUCCUAGUGCCAUGGCAACAAACCAAGUGGAGAGAGCUCAGGUAACAUACAUACUCAGUUCAAACAUAACAAUUACCAAUUCUGAUUUUCAUUUUCUUUUUUUUUUGUUUUAGGAAGCACAAGAGGUGAUAGUUCACAUACCUGCUGAGGACGACAGCUCACUUGAGGGAAGUGACACAAGCUCUCAAAAGGACAUCAAGGAUUUUGUGAAUUUUGGAUACGCCGCGAGAAUGGCGGCGAUGAAGGAGCAAGACCCAGAUGAAUUUGAUGAUAUAGACCAGAACAUGUUCUUUCCACCUCCUCCUACAGGACCACCUCCAGCACCGCCCGAUUCAGACUCCGAUGAAGGAAACACCGACUAUGAGAUCGCAGACGCUUCCGUGAUUUACGGAGAUGGGUUCGUCAAACAUGAGGAUAAUACGGAGGUAUAUCGGUCUGACGACGAAAGUGACAUUGAUGGGAUUGUAUUAAGCCAGUCACCUACGAACUCCACCACGGGCAGCACAGAUCAACUUGUACGCAAUGGCGGUCCGAAAGUUGCGUUUCCUCCUGGCUCUUUUCUUAGGCGAUUUUCUAUGACUGAAGCUACAACUGACCUUUGAGCAGCUGGCUGCUACAAGUGGGUUCUUUGCGGGAGAGAAACUUUGGAGACUCGGACACUUGUCAUGAGUGAUCCGUUGUUAGUCACUGCUUAGGGAACUUCAGCGAAACUUCAGUGCGCCGGGUUGAAAGCUACCUGGGCUUGUGUGCAGGCACACAGAGAAUUUGUAGGAUAUUUGUGUAAAUAGAGCUAGUUAUGGAAGGUUGACAGUUUUCAAACGCGGUCCAUUCGCCAAUUAUAGCGCUUUUUUGUUAUUAAAAGAAUAAUCAACCUUGGGGCAUAAGCUUGAUGUUUAAUCUCCAAAUUUUUAGAAGGGCUUAAAAUUCCCCUUUUUAAAUUUUUCAUUACGUAGAUGUUUAUAAAACUUGGGUGCUUACCAUUCACCCAAACUAUUCCUGGCGCCUGGCGGAUAUCUGCUGCAUAAACAUAAAACCAGAAAAUUUGAUGCGGUAGGAGAACGACCCGUUACAGAGCAUAUGCAAAUGAGCUGAAGAGACUAGAAAGAGUUGAUGUGAUUGGAUUGCCUCAAAAGGCAGCCAUUGGAGCGAGGUCGGGUUUUUCCAGGCAAAUCAUGUUAGGUACGCCUUGUCAACCACGGCAUGCAUGCAAUGGCAUGCAACAUGGGUAGUGGACUACAGAUUUUGGUGUUUUGUUCUCAUUGGCUGUUGAAGUAAAAAAUCACGUGUCUUCUGUUGAAAAAUUUUACACAGCAUCCUACAUCUAAAGGAAUAUGUGGUGUUUCGAAUCCCUCUUUAGAAAUCACGAAAUUCAAAGAGAGCAAUAAGCGGAAGUUGCAUGCCUUAUUCUUUUACAAGAAGUAUUAUUCUGUCAUGAAUCGUUUCUGUGGAGUUACUCAAUUCCUUUAUUUUUUUAUGUGAAUCUGGAUGUCGGUUUUCCGAAAGAAACAAAACUCGCGUCAAUUUAUUUGCAGUAUCAUGACAUUCUAGCCUUCUUAGGGAUUUGAGCAAAGUAAAAUAAUGUGUCACAUAAGUACAGGCAUAUAUAAAGGACAAGUUUUUAUUUUUUAUCUAAAAUACUUACCUGUAAUUUUUCUAGUAAAAAUAUUGUUAUUAAUAGAAACGUUAUUAGCUCGUGGUUUUUGGCAAUAACGUCCAUCUACACUCUUCGACACCUUGAUUUGUAAAGUUUUUCUCAGGCUUAUCAGUCUGAGUGAUUUCUUAUUAAGCACAGACGAUAUAUUUUUUUAAAAAAUCAAGAAAUAGAAUUUAUAUUUUUAGGAAUGUUAAUAUUAUUUUAGGUAGUUUUUAAUUAGAAAAAUUUAUGUUAUGGUAGAAGUUGACAUGGGAGGUCAAAAUUCACUUUAUUGUGUAUGAUCAGCGUAAAUGUACAAGCAUUAUCAAUAAAUGAAGACAAUGAAUAUGC
Porites lobata is the source of this 24305-nucleotide messenger RNA. Lineage: Eukaryota; Metazoa; Cnidaria; Anthozoa; Scleractinia; Poritidae. The record is from the annotation of a GenBank genome assembly.